Messenger RNA from Aureobasidium namibiae CBS 147.97, 405 nucleotides. RefSeq lists its product as uncharacterized. The transcript has 2 exons. The record is from RefSeq and is a predicted model, not a curated record. Bases 1 to 405 code for a protein of 134 amino acids. Lineage: Eukaryota; Fungi; Ascomycota; Dothideomycetes; Dothideales; Saccotheciaceae.
AUGAAGGCCAUCAAAAGCACCCGUCGCCUUGCGCAGAAGUUCAAGUCGCUCACCGGCCUUGUUCCUGUCACCAACAACUCGACUCGCUGGAAUAGCUACUAUCGCAUGUUUGAGCGUGCGCUUGCAUGCCAUGAGACUCUAUCAGAGUGGCAGUGGAAGUAUCCAGAAAUGAGAAAAUCCGCGCUUCACAAGGAGGACUGGCUAGUCAUUCAGAAUACAUACGAUUUUUUGAAGCAGUUCCUGGUGCUUACCAAAGAGACUGAGGGCAACGAAUCGACCCUUGAGCAGGUCAUCGUUGCAAUGGACUGCCUUCGAAUCCAUUACGAUGAAGCGACCCCCGAGGCUCGAGUACGCUGGCAAUACUCCCUUCCUCACCGCACUUCAAUCAAGUCGCUAUGUCUAUGA